Molecule: messenger RNA, 1556 nt
Organism: Magallana angulata
Lineage: Eukaryota; Metazoa; Mollusca; Bivalvia; Ostreida; Ostreidae
Product: actin-like protein 6B
Exons: 14
Coding region: 118-1395 (425 amino acids)
Biological process (GO): regulation of transcription by RNA polymerase II; nervous system development
Cellular component (GO): NuA4 histone acetyltransferase complex; SWI/SNF complex
Molecular function (GO): chromatin binding
Source: RefSeq, a predicted model, not a curated record
UGAAUAAACACAGUACAACUUAACUAAGACAUCUUCCGCCGGCUUUGGUGCUUUGUUUUUCGUUGAAAAUAUAAAUCUUCGAGGGUUUUCUUUUUAUCAACACGAUAUUCAGUAAAAAUGAGUGGUGGUGUUUAUGGAGGAGAUGAAGUGGGAGCUCUUGUCUUUGAUGUGGGUUCAUAUUCCUUCAGAGCUGGUUAUGCAGGGGAAGACUGUCCUAAGGCAGAGUUGCCUACUCACGUUGGGGUAGUGGAAGAAGGAGAUACAGCAAUGGAAACCGAUGAUAAAAGUGCACAACCAGAGAGGAGCUACUUCCUGGAUACCAACUCCAUCAAAGUACCCCGCAAAGGAAUGGAAAUCAACACAUUUCUGAAAGACGGAAUGAUUGAUAACUGGGAGGUGUUUGAGAAAGUGUUGGACCACACCUACAGUCGCCACAUCAGAUCUGAGUCACACCUCCACCCAGUCAUGAUGUCAGAGCCUGCGUGGAACAGCAAAGCAAAGAGGGAGAAAAUUACUGAAUUGAUGUUUGAAAAGUACAAUGUUCCAGCAUUCUUUUUAUGUAAAAAUGCGGUGCUUUCUGCCUUUGCCAAUGGUCGAUCCACAGGUUUGGUUUUAGACUCUGGAGCCUCCCAUACCACAGCUGUACCUGUGUAUGAUGGCUAUGUCAUCCAACAAGCCAUAGUGAAGUCUCCUCUAGCGGGGGAUUUUAUCACAAUGGAAUGCAAAAAACUCAUGGAAGAACAAAAAAUUGAGGUUAUUCCACCAUACAUGAUUAAAAGCAAGGAGCCAGUGAAUUUCAUGGACCCUCCUAAAUGGACCAAGAAAGAGCUGCCAGAGGUCACUAAAUCAUUUCAUAACUACAUGGUCAAGGAUGUGUUACAAGACUUUGCUUCUUCAGUUCUUCAAGUUAUGGAUCAACCAUAUGAACAAUCUCAGGCAGAAGCGAUGCCCACUGUGCAUUAUGAGUUCCCCAAUGGGUAUAACAGGGACUUUGGUGCCGAGAGGUUUCGGACCUGUGAAGGGCUGUUUGACCCAUCUGUUAUUAAGGAUCUCCCGAGUGGAAACAGCAUGUUGAGUGUGGGGCACACUGUCACCACCAGUGUGGGAAUGUGCGAUAUAGACAUCAGACCUAGUUUAUACAACAGUGUGAUCGUAGUGGGAGGUAACUCUCUGAUGCAGGGAUUCACAGACAGGCUGAACAGAGAUCUGAGUGCUAAAACACCGCCAAGCAUGAGGUUAAAGAUUAUUUCUGCUACCGGAAGUGCAGAGCGCAGGUUCAGCAGUUGGAUUGGCGGAUCCAUCCUCGCCUCAUUGGGUUCUUUCCAGCAAAUGUGGAUCUCUAAGCAGGAGUACGAUGAAGGCGGAAAAGGUUGCGUGGAAAGGAAGUGUCCGUAGUUGAGGUCAUCAGUUGACUGUUGAACUUGGAGAAUUCAGUGUUCAGUUCAUGUGUACAUAAUCAUUAUCAUUAUCCCAUUACCAUCUUCAUCCUAAUUAUGUAGUUCAUCUAAAUGUGUAUUUGUCACCUACAUGUAUAAUAAACGAGGCCAAACAGCUAA